Molecule: messenger RNA, 1735 nt
Organism: Monopterus albus (swamp eel)
Lineage: Eukaryota; Metazoa; Chordata; Actinopteri; Synbranchiformes; Synbranchidae
Gene: samsn1a
Product: SAM domain, SH3 domain and nuclear localisation signals 1a
Exons: 8
Coding region: 99-1154 (351 amino acids)
Molecular function (GO): protein binding
Source: RefSeq, a predicted model, not a curated record
GCCUCAGCUUCAGUUAACACUUCACUGUCAGGAGACUGGUGUAAAGAAAAGAGAGAAGCAAGGAGUGACUUUUGACAAUUACCAUAAAAUCACAGAAAAUGUUACAGAAGACGGCAUCUAAUGUGUCAGACAAAGCAAAGAGCAGCAAACCAAAGCGUUCCACAAGCUUUGGCAGGUUUGAAGGCCUCAGACAUCACUCAUCACAAGCCAAACCAGAGGAAAAUGGGACAACUAUGCUCACAGAGGAAUGUGAAAGUUCAGACCCAAACAAAUCAGCUGGACUGGGGAAGAAGAUGAAGGCAAUUUCACUGACCAUGCGCAGAAAAAUGGGCAAAAAAUACACCAAGUCUUUCACUGAGGAGACAAGUGAUGACACAGACAAAGACCCAGAGGCAGAAACCGAGGGCAGCCCUACAGUUGAGAAAAAGUCUGCAAAAACAACCACCUCUUUAGAGAAUCUUUACAUCGGCCAGAGCCACUCUAGUUCAGGCGGUGUGACCAUCGAGUCCAAUGUUUCUAGUCAGAGAGACAGUCUGAGGCUGGAGGAGGAUGGAUCCUACCAGGGACCGUUCUGUGGCAGAGCUCGUGCCCACACAGAUUUUGUUCCCAGCCCGUACGACACAGACUCCCUCAAACUCAAGGCAGGGGACAUUAUCAACAUCAUCAGUAAGCCUCCAAUGGGCAUCUGGACAGGCAUGCUAAACAACAAAGUGGGCAACUUCAAGUUCAUCUAUGUAGAUGUUUUAGCAGAGAAAGAAGAAGAAGAAGAAGCUCCCAAGAUCAGACAACAGAAGCUUUGCAAAAAACCUCGACCUAAAACACUGCUGGAACUACUCGAGCGACUGAACCUCAAGGAGUAUGCCUCUGCCUUACUGCUGAAUGGCUACCAGACAGUGGAGGACCUGAUGCACCUGCAGGAGAAGCACCUGAUAGAGCUGAACAUUAAUGACCCUGAGCACAGACACAGGCUACUUGGCGCUGCUACUUGCCGCUACACAGGUGAUGAUGUCAAGGAUGCAGAAGAGCACACAUCCUCCAACAGUCCACAGGAAGAAGACAGCGACUGUCCCAGAGACUCGGGCUGCUUCAUCCCAUCUGAAUGUUCAGAUGGCAAAGAGGACACAGAGCAGCUCACGGAUGCUGUCAGUUCUUAAUGUGCUUAUUUAUCAGAUGGAUAUUUGACAUUUAGAGUUCUAGGUUGGGUAUUUUCUUAGGACUUUGAUGAAAAUAGUUUAACCGAUAAAAAUAGUUUAACCAUGUAUUCAUCAUAUUAAUAUCACUCACUGAUGUGUGAUACAGUAUUGUACAGGAAAAACAUCCAAUAUUCUAAAUGUCAUCUUAUCCUUUUGUAUUUAUGAAGAUAUUAAUCAGGCUGUAAGGUUUUUUGAGCUUCAUUUUUUAUUGUAUGUUGUUGAAGAAGUGACAUUUUUGUUUAAACAUCACAUGUAUUUAUUGUAUUCUAAACCAUUCAGUGUUUCCACAUAUAAAGCCAUUAUUUAUCACAACUGCAUUUACCUUCCUCAUCAAAUCCAAUCUAAAUUCAUUCAGUGUAACCUUUUUUCUCCUAUGAAUGAGGUGACAAUGUGAGUUUGAACAAUGCACAUUCAGAUCUUGCCUAUCAAGUAUACUGUACAGUGUGUGAGCACGUGUGUGUGUGAGAGAGACUGCUUGUGCACUCAUUUGAAAGUCAGUGUUAAUCUGUUUCCACCACUUUUUGUAAAUAAAAUUAAUAAAG